This is a messenger RNA of Dicrocoelium dendriticum, 1140 nucleotides long. NCBI's taxonomy places the organism in Eukaryota, Metazoa, Platyhelminthes, Trematoda, Plagiorchiida, Dicrocoeliidae. The record is from the annotation of a GenBank genome assembly.
UUUGGAGGCCGAGUUGCAUACUCCGUCAUGACCUUGGGAUUUGGGGCAUCUACAACUGCGCGGAAAUCUAUAUCUUUACAGCUGCAACGAAUUGGCGAAAAGUUAUGCUUUGUUGGUUCUUUUGUGUGCAUUUGCUUCUCCUUUUACUUCUAUGCUGUGUUACCUUCCGCCAUUUUGUACAUGUUCUCCGUGGUUUUCCUCUUCUCAAUGGUUGUGAGGACCAUACACUAUCGAAAAGCGAACUAUCUGCUGUUCAUUUUAGAUAUGUGCUAUAUUAUAAAUAUUCUUUCUUUGGUUUUCGUCUGGGGCGUCCCAACCUGCCAUACAAUUCAAAUGAUACAGUUUGGUCUAGCCAACUCGCAUGCUUAUUCCGGAGUCUUCGUGUACCGAAAUGCUUUGGUGUUGCACGACUUCCAAAAACUUGUGUCAUGCUUUAUCCACGUGCUACCAGUUCUGUUUUCCUACCUAGUUCGAUGGUAUCCGAGUGAAACAUCUCUUGGAUGGUACACCAAAUUCCGUGAACCACAGACAAAGCGAGACUUUUUCGCAUGGAUUCACGACCUGAAUUGGAUAUAUCUGGUGGUGAUCCCUCUGUGCAUGUUCGUCGCUCGUGAGGUGUUGUAUUACAGCAUCAUCUACGGCUGCGUCAAACCAAGUGAAAAGCACUUAGAUGCCUACCGUUACAUGCGAAAAAAGCGCAUACUCGCGAAGUUGUUUUGGGAUCGUUUCCACGACAGAUGGCAUUUAUUCAUUUGGAUAUUCAUCGGUAUCGCAUCAAGCGCUGUUCUUUUGUGCGUAAGCGUCGUCGCCUGGUGCAGUCAGCUAUUUCACAGUUGCAUGCUUGUCGUUCAGCUGCUUGUUCUAUGUUGGAACGGGGCCUGCUACUACGUGGAUUACUACUCUAUCGAGAUUCAGCGCCGAAUGCAGGCUCAGCUGAGCAAAACAGAGGGAAACGGUGAAUGUUACAGCGGCCACGCAGUGACCUGCCACCGCGCUGACGAGGCGACCGGUUUACUCGUUCCAUUUCUACCCAGUGCUCAACAUCCCACUGCUCUUCACUCCGAGAGCAACUCUGACGGCCCAGUUUGCUUACCGAAACACUCCAUCCUGAAGGUUGACACGGAUGGUCAUUCCGGAUAA